Messenger RNA from Gilbertella persicaria, 414 nucleotides. Its product is annotated as mitochondrial distribution and morphology family 33. The record is from RefSeq and is a predicted model, not a curated record. NCBI's taxonomy places the organism in Eukaryota, Fungi, Mucoromycota, Mucoromycetes, Mucorales, Choanephoraceae. The annotation marks the transcript as partial. Gene Ontology annotation, cellular component: mitochondrial inner membrane. The transcript has a single exon. Gene Ontology annotation, biological process: inner mitochondrial membrane organization.
UCUGCUCGAGAACAAGUACAAGCAGCGAAACAAACGUAUGCCACUGCCAUUGAGACUCGCUCCAACACACAACGGGGCAUCAAUGAACUUUUGCAACGCAAACAUCUCUGGACUUCAGACGAUGUCACUAAAUUCACAGAACUCUAUCGUCUUGAACACCAACAUGCACAAGCAGAAACGGCUGCUCGAGAGAACUACCAGACAUGUGAAAAGCAAAUGGACCGAGAAUACAUGGAGCUUGCUCGAUCCAUCAUGGAGCGGUACCAUGAAGAGCAGUUGUGGAGUGACAAGAUUCGAAGUGUGAGUACCUAUGGUACCUGGGCUUUGAUGGUUGUCAACUUGGUCUUGUUUGUCAUGGUCCAGACUGUGUUUGAGCCUCAUAAACGUAAACGAUUGACAGAUCGUUUUGAAGAG